Molecule: messenger RNA, 3438 nt
Organism: Lotus japonicus
Lineage: Eukaryota; Viridiplantae; Streptophyta; Magnoliopsida; Fabales; Fabaceae
Product: calcium-transporting ATPase 2, plasma membrane-type-like
Exons: 7
Coding region: 64-3111 (1015 amino acids)
Biological process (GO): calcium ion transmembrane transport
Cellular component (GO): intracellular membrane-bounded organelle; membrane
Molecular function (GO): P-type calcium transporter activity; calmodulin binding; ATP binding
Source: RefSeq, a predicted model, not a curated record
GAUCGUCAUCUCAUAGCAGUUACAUAUAACAUAUCACAACAAACAAAGCGUUUUACUGAGAGAAUGAUGGAGAGUUAUUUGAAUGAGAAUUUCGGAGGAGUCAAAUCCAAGAACUCCUCUCAGGAAGCACUUCAGAGAUGGAGGAAGCUCUGUGGGGUUGUGAAAAACCCCAAAAGGCGAUUUCGUUUCACUGCAAAUCUCAACAAGAGGACCGAAGCUGCUGCUAUGCGUCGAUCCAAUCAGGAGAAGCUGAGGGUUGCAGUUUUGGUUUCCAAAGCAGCGUUGCAAUUUAUCCAAGGCUCACAACCAAGCGAAUACAAAGUGCCGGAGGAUGUCAAAGCUGCAGGAUUUCAAAUCUGUGGUGAUGAAUUGGGGUCUAUAGUUGAAAACCAUGAUGUAAAGAAGUUCAAAUUCCAUGGUGGGGUUAAUGGCGUUGCAAAAAAGCUUUCUACAUCAGUCACUGAGGGGAUUAGUAGUGAUGCUGAUAUACUGAACAGGAGACAGCUGAUAUAUGGAAUCAAUAAGUUUACUGAAAUCGAAGCUAAGAGUUUUUGGGUUUUUGUCUGGGAAGCACUUCAAGACAUGACUCUGAUGAUACUUGGAGUGUGUGCUUUAGUGUCUCUGAUAGUUGGCAUUGCAACUGAAGGAUGGCCCAAAGGGUCUCAUGAUGGUCUUGGCAUUGUUGCAAGUAUUUUACUGGUUGUCUUUGUUACAGCAACAAGUGAUUAUCGCCAAUCGUUACAAUUCAAGGAUUUAGACAAGGAGAAGAAGAAAAUUUCCAUUCAGGUCACCAGAAAUGCAUAUAGGCAGAAAAUGUCAAUAUAUGAAUUACUUCCUGGUGAUAUUGUGCACCUUGCCAUUGGUGACCAAGUCCCUGCUGAUGGACUAUUUGUUUCAGGAUUUUCUGUGUUGAUUGAUGAGUCAAGUUUAACAGGAGAGAGUGAACCAGUGGUGGUGAAUUCGGAAAAUCCAUUUCUUCUCUCUGGAACCAAGGUCCAAGAUGGAUCAUGCAAGAUGUUGAUUACAACUGUUGGAAUGAGGACUCAAUGGGGCAAGUUGAUGGCUACUCUCACUGAAGGCGGGGAUGAUGAAACCCCAUUACAGGUGAAAUUGAAUGGAGUGGCAACCAUUAUUGGGAAGAUAGGCCUAUUCUUUGCAAUUGUUACUUUUGCAGUUCUGGUGCAAGGACUUGUGAGCCAUAAACUCCAACAAGAUAGCUUUUGGAGCUGGACUGGGGAUGACGCGUUGGAGAUGUUGGAGUACUUUGCGAUUGCAGUUACCAUCGUUGUUGUAGCUGUUCCAGAAGGGUUGCCAUUAGCUGUGACUCUGAGCCUUGCAUUUGCUAUGAAGAAGAUGAUGAAUGACAAAGCCCUCGUCCGACAUUUGGCAGCUUGUGAGACCAUGGGAUCAGCCACAACUAUAUGCAGUGACAAGACUGGAACACUAACAACCAAUCACAUGACUGUUGUGAAAACAUGCAUUUGCAUGAAUAGCCAGGAAGUGAGCAAUAAGCCUUCUAGUUUGUGCUCUGAACUCCCUGAAUCUGUUGUGAAGCUUCUGCAACAGUCAAUAUUUAAUAACACAGGAGGAGAAGUUGUGAUUAACAAAGAUGGGAAACGAGAGAUUUUAGGGACUCCAACCGAGACUGCAAUAUUGGAGUUUGGCUUGUCAUUAGGGGGUGAUUUUCAAGGAGAGAGACAAGCAUGUAACCUUGUGAAAGUUGAGCCAUUCAACUCUACUAAGAAAAGAAUGAGUGUAGCGGUGGAGCUUCCUGGUGGAGGUUUACGAGCUCACUGUAAAGGAGCUUCUGAAAUAGUUCUGGCUGCAUGUGACAAAGUGCUCAACUCAAACGGUGAGGUUGUCCCCCUUGAUGAAGAAUCAAUUAACCAUCUUAACUCUACAAUUAACCAGUUUGCUAGUGAGGCACUUAGAACUCUAUGCCUUGCCUAUAUGGAGUUGGAAAAUGGGUUCUCUGCUGAAGACCCCAUUCCUCUUUCUGGAUUCACUUGCAUUGGAGUUGUUGGCAUCAAAGAUCCUGUUCGUCCCGGUGUUAAGGAGUCUGUAGCAGUGUGUCGUUCAGCUGGAAUAACAGUAAGAAUGGUUACAGGUGACAAUAUUAAUACCGCAAAGGCUAUAGCUAGGGAAUGUGGGAUUUUAACAGAUGAUGGCAUAGCCAUUGAAGGUCCAGAGUUUAGAGAGAAGAGUCUGGAAGAGUUGCUUGAACUGAUCCCCAAAAUUCAGGUUAUGGCUCGAUCCUCACCUUUAGACAAACAUACAUUGGUGAAGCACUUGCGUACCACGUUUGGGGAAGUUGUAGCUGUAACUGGUGAUGGAACAAAUGAUGCCCCAGCCCUGCAUGAAGCAGAUAUUGGACUUGCAAUGGGCAUUGCUGGAACUGAGGUUGCAAAAGAAAGUGCAGAUGUCAUAAUAUUGGAUGAUAACUUCUCCACAAUAGUAACAGUGGCCAAAUGGGGACGUUCAGUUUACAUAAAUAUUCAGAAAUUCGUGCAGUUCCAGCUGACAGUUAAUGUGGUUGCACUGAUAGUGAACUUCACAUCAGCCUGCUUAACAGGAACUGCACCUCUCACAGCUGUUCAACUUUUAUGGGUUAACAUGAUAAUGGACACCCUGGGAGCACUUGCUCUUGCAACUGAACCUCCAAAAGAUGAUUUAAUGAAGCGUUCACCUGUUGGAAGGAAAGGGAAUUUCAUCAGCAAUGUCAUGUGGAGGAAUAUCUUAGGACAAUCCCUGUAUCAGUUUACGGUGAUAUGGUUUCUUCAGGCAAAAGGAAAAUCAUUCUUUGCACUUAGUGGCCCUGAUUCGGAUCUGGUCUUAAACACACUUAUUUUCAACACAUUUGUAUUCUGUCAGGUUUUCAAUGAGAUAAACUCACGUGAGAUGGAGAAAAUUAAUGUUCUCAAUGGAAUAUUGGAAAACUACGUUUUCGUGGCUGUCCUCAGUGCUACUGCUUUAUUCCAGAUCAUAAUAGUUGAAUACAUGGGAACCUUUGCAAACACAACACCUCUCACUCUGGUACAGUGGUUCUUUUGUUUAGUUGUUGGAUUUUUGGGUAUGCCUAUUGCUGCUGGCAUAAAGAUGAUCCCUGUCUGAGGCCCUUGAAUGGACAACUCUUCAUCAAACAACAUUGAAGAUUUGUUAGUUAGUUACAGCAGUGCAUAGAGACCCCUUAUUCUUGUACAUUCACAAACUUGUCUGGUAUUGCUUGAGGCUUUUUGGGUAAAAUCAGAAGUGGAGCAGCGAAGUAGAGCUAUGGAGACUUGUGGCAGUUAUCCAUGAGCUACUAACAAACCACUAGUUAACCAUUUUAUUUAAUAUCUUUUUUUAUUAUGUUGACUCGUUGUCUAUAAACAACUUUAAGCAAUUAACUAGCCUUUUUCAAUUUAUUGCAAUUUGUAUGAAUGAAUUUCAUUUGUUUCA